Molecule: messenger RNA, 6409 nt
Organism: Pseudonaja textilis
Lineage: Eukaryota; Metazoa; Chordata; Lepidosauria; Squamata; Elapidae
Source: RefSeq, a predicted model, not a curated record
UGCGGCUGGGCCUUGGAAGUGUCGGGUUAGCGCUCGGCAGUCUGCCAUGGCUGUUCGGACCCCUGUACAACGGGGCGACGCCACCGCUGAGAGAUACCUGUUUGUGGACCGGAACCAUGUGGGCAAUCCAGCCUCACAAGCUGAUUGGACGGCCAAACGCCUGGUGUGGGUCCCGUCCGAACGUCAUGGCUUUGAGGCGGCUGGGCUGCGCGAAGAACGGGGAGAUGAGAUGUUGGUGGAACUUACCGAGAAUGGGCGUCAGAUGCUGGUGGCCAAAGACGACAUUCAGAAGAUGAACCCACCCAAAUUUACCAAGGUGGAAGACAUGGCAGAGCUGACCUGCCUCAAUGAAGCCUCGGUGUUGCAUAAUCUGAAGGACCGCUACUACUCGGGUCUUAUCUAUACAUACUCAGGGCUCUUCUGUGUGGUCAUCAACCCUUACAAGAAUUUGCCCAUCUACACAGAACAAAUUGUGGAGAUGUAUCGGGGCAAAAAACGUCAUGAGAUGCCGCCUCACAUUUAUGCCAUCUCCGAGACUGCCUACCGAAGCAUGCUGCAAGAUCGAGAGGAUCAGUCGAUCUUAUGCACAGGUGAGUCAGGUGCUGGCAAAACGGAGAACACGAAGAAAGUGAUCCAGUACUUAGCACAUGUGGCUUCAUCUCAUAAAGCCCGGAAGGACCAUAAUGUGCCGACUUCCAGCCCUGCUUCCUACGGAGAACUGGAGCAUCAGCUACUGCAAGCCAACCCUAUUUUGGAGGCCUUCGGCAAUGCAAAAACGGUGAAAAACGACAAUUCCUCACGAUUCGGUAAAUUUAUUCGGAUUAAUUUUGAUGUAGCCGGCUACAUUGUUGGAGCCAAUAUAGAGACAUAUCUUUUGGAGAAGUCCCGUGCCAUUCGCCAGGCCAAGGAUGAACGAACUUUCCAUGUUUUUUAUCAACUCUUAGUAGGUGCUGGUGAACACACGAGAGGGGAGCUGCUGCUGGAGCCUUUCAAUCAGUAUCGCUUCCUGUCGAAUGGAUACCUGCCCAUCCCUGGACAGCAGGAUAAAGAGAUCUUCCACGAGACUAUGGAGUCCAUGCGCAUCAUGGGCUUUUCACAUGAAGAGAUACAUUGUAUGCUGCGAAUGGUCUCAGCUGUGCUGCAGUUUGGCAAUAUUGUCUUCCGUAAAGAGAGGAAUACAGAUCAGGCUUCCAUGCCGGAUAACACAGCUGCUCAAAAACUCUGCCACCUCCUGGGCAUGAACGUCACGGAGUUCACCCGUGCUAUUCUUACCCCACGCAUCAAGGUCGGCCGAGACUAUGUGCAGAAGGCACAGACAAAAGAACAGGCUGACUUUGCCGUGGAAGCAUUGGCCAAAGCCACCUAUGAGCGGCUUUUCCGCUGGCUUGUGCAUCGGAUCAACCGUGCAUUGGAUCGUACCAAACGCCAGGGGGCAUCUUUCAUCGGCAUUUUGGAUAUUGCUGGUUUUGAAAUAUUUCAGCUGAACUCGUUUGAACAACUCUGCAUCAACUACACCAAUGAAAAGCUCCAGCAGCUCUUCAACCACACCAUGUUUGUGCUAGAGCAGGAAGAAUAUCAACGAGAAGGCAUUGAGUGGAAUUUCAUUGACUUUGGCUUGGACCUUCAACCCUGCAUUGAUCUCAUUGAGAGACCAGCAAACCCUCCAGGGCUGCUGGCUCUACUAGAUGAGGAGUGCUGGUUCCCUAAAGCCACCGAUAAGAGCUUUGUGGAAAAAGUUUCCCAGGAGCAGGGGUCCCAUCCCAAAUUCCAAAAACCCCGGCAGCUGCGGGAUAAAGCUGACUUCUGCAUCAUCCAUUAUGCUGGCAGGGUUGAUUACAAAGCGGAUGAGUGGCUCAUGAAAAAUAUGGACCCCUUGAAUGACAAUGUGGCCACUCUUCUUCAUCAGAGCACGGAUAAGUUUACUGCUGAACUAUGGAAAGAUGAGAUCCAGAAUAUACAGAAGGUUUAUUUCUUUGACAGCUAUGCCGUGGCAUCUCAGGUUCCAGCCGAAAUGGAUCGGAUUGUGGGUCUGGACCAAGUAAGCGGGAUGGGAGACCUGGCCUUUGGCGCCUCCUACAAGACAAAGAAAGGAAUGUUCCGGACUGUGGGACAGCUGUAUAAGGAGUCGCUCUCCAAACUUAUGUCAACCUUGCGCAACACCAAUCCCAACUUUGUACGGUGCAUCAUACCAAACCAUGAGAAAAGAGCUGGAAAACUGGAGCCACAUCUUGUACUGGACCAGCUGCGUUGCAACGGAGUCCUUGAGGGAAUUCGAAUCUGCCGCCAGGGAUUCCCCAAUCGCAUUAUCUUUCAGGAAUUCCGCCAAAGGUACGAGAUCCUGACACCAAAUGCCAUUCCCAAAGGCUUCAUGGAUGGAAAACAGGCCUGUGAGCGUAUGAUCAAGGCUUUGGAGCUGGACCCUAAUCUCUACCGCAUUGGCCAGAGUAAGAUCUUCUUCCGGGCUGGCGUUUUGGCUCACCUAGAAGAGGAACGAGAUCUGAAGAUUACAGAUAUAAUUGUGUCUUUCCAGGCAGCGGCCAGGGGAUACCUAGCUCGCAAAGCUUUCAUGAAAAAGCAGCAGCAGAUGAGCGCUCUCAAAGUUAUGCAACGCAACUGUGCAGCCUACCUCAAACUGCGCCAUUGGCAGUGGUGGCGCCUGUUUACCAAGGUGAAGCCUCUGUUGCAGGUGACACGCCAGGAUGAGGUGAUGCAAGCGAAGGCAGUAGAACUACAGAAAGUCCAAGAGAAGCACACAAAAACCCAACUGGACCUUAAGGAACUAGAAAACAAAUACCAACAGCUCUCAGAGGAGAAGGCCAUUCUGGCUGAGCAGCUGCAAGCUGAGACAGAGCUGUUUGCUGAAGCUGAGGAGAUGCGGGCCCGGCUGGCAGCUCGGAAGCAAGAACUGGAGGACAUCCUGCAUGAGUUGGAAUCACGGGUGGAAGAGGAGGAGGAGCGAUGCCAGCAGCUACAGGGAGACAAGAAGAAGAUGCAACAGCACGUUCAGGACCUUGAAGAGCAGCUGGAGGAAGAAGAGGCUGCCCGACAAAAGCUGCAAUUGGAGAAGGUCAGCACAGAAGCCAAGCUGAAAAAGAUGGAAGAAGAUCUGCUGGUGCUCGAAGACCAAAAUUCAAAGUUGCUUAAGGAGAGGAAGCUGACAGAGGAACGCCUAUCUGAGUUCUCUUCUCACAUGGCAGAAGAGGAAGAGAAGGUGAAGAGCCUGAGCAAACUGCGCAAUAAAUAUGAAGCUGUCAUCGCCGACAUGGAAGAUCGGCUCAAGAAGGAAGAAAAAGGCCGCCAGGAGCUGGAGAAGCUGAAACGGAAGCUGGAUGGGGAGGCAGGUGACCUGCAAGAGCAGGUGGUAGAGCUGCAGCAGCAACUGGAGGAGCUCCGCCAAGCAUUGGCAAAGAAAGAGGCUGAGCUGCAGGCAGCUUUAGCCAGAGUGGAGGAAGAAUCAUCCCAGAAGAAUGCUGUGCUCAAGUCCUUGCGUGAACUCCAAGCACAAAUAUCAGAACUGCAGGAGGACCUGGAGUCAGAGAAGAUGGCCCGUGCCAAAGCUGAGAAACAACGGCGUGAUCUGGGAGAGGAACUGGAAGCUCUAAAGACAGAACUGGAGGACACCCUGGAUUCCACGGCCGCACAGCAGGAGCUACGGUCGAAACGAGAGCUAGAGGUGACAGAGCUCAAGAAGACCAUUGAGGAGGAGAUCAAGGCACAUGAAGCACAGGUGGUAGACAUGCGCCAGCGCCACACCAGUGCCCUGGAGGAGCUGUCAGAGCAGCUGGAGCAGUCACGACGGUUCAAAACUACCCUGGAGAAAGCAAAGCAAACCUUGGAAGGGGAAAACAUAGAGAUGCAGAAGGAAGUGAAGAUCCUUCAAGGAGCCAGACUGGAAUCUGAGCAGCGGCGCAAGAAGCUAGAGGGUCAAGUCCAGGAACUGCAACUCCGGGCAGCUGAAAAUGAGAGAGUCAAAUCUGAACUCACUGACAGGCUGGUAAAACUGCAGAAUGAGCUUGAUGGAGUCUCCAGUACCUUGGGAAGUGCAGAAUCCAAGACAAUAAAACUUGCCAAGGAUCUGGCUAGCGUUGAAUCCCAUCUGCAGGAUACUCAGGAAUUGCUCCAAGAGGAGACGAGGCAGAAACUAAAUCUGAGCUCCCGAGUCCGGCAACUGGAAGAGGAGAAAGGAGCUCUCCUGGAACAGCUGGAGGAGGAAGAAGCUGCCAAGGCCAACUUCAGUCGCCAGAUCCAGAGUCUGCAGCAACAGGUGAUGGAGACCAAGAAGAAACUGGAGGAAGAUGCUGGAGUAGCAGAAUCAAUUGAGGAAGCUCGGCGCCGGGCAACCAAGGAAUUGGAGGCCCUGACCUUGCGCUACGAUGAACGGGUUCAAGCCUGCGACAAGCUGGAGAAAGGGCGAACCCGCCUGCAGCAGGAGCUGGAUGAUGUCAUUGUGGCCCUUGACCAACAGCGCCAGGUGGUCUCUGCCCUCGAGAAGAAGCAGAAGAAAUUUGACCAGAUGUUGGCUGAGGAGAAGCUGAUCUCAGCCCGCCAUGCUGAGGAGAGGGACCGCGCAGAAGCUGAUGCCCGUGAGAAGGAGACCAAGGUGUUGUCAUUGAGCCGUGCCUUGGAAGAGGCUUUAGAAAUACGGGAGGAGCUGGAGAGGCAGAACAAGCAGCUGCGAGCAGAAAUGGAUGACUUGGUCAGCUCCAAGGAUGAUGUUGGCAAAAAUGUGCAUGAACUGGAGCGCUCCAAGCGGGCCUUGGAACAGCAAGUGCAAGAGAUGCGAACACAACUGGAGGAACUGGAAGAUGAGCUGCAGGCUGCAGAGGACGGGAAGCUGCGCUUGGAGGUCAAUAUGCAGGCCUUGAAGGCACAGCACGAGAGGGAGCUGCAGAACAGGGAUGAUGCCAAUGAUGACAAGAAGAAACUGCUCAGCAAGCAGGUGCGAGAGUUGGAGGCGGAACUGGACGCUGAGAGGAAGCAAAGGGCCCAAGCGCUUGCUGCCCGGAAGAAGUUGGAGAUGGAUCUUCAGGAAGCCCAGACACAAUUGGAUGCCACCACCAAAGGAAGGGACGAAGCUUUGAAACAGCUACGCAAGUUGCAGGCCCAGAUGAAGGAACUCUGGCGAGAGGUUGAGGAAGCCCGGGCAGCUCGUGAGGAGAUUUUUAUUCAGUCUCGUGAGAGUGAAAAGAAGCUGAAAAAUCUGGAGGCAGAGCUGCUGCAGCUUCAGGAGGAACUGGCAGCGUCAGAGCGAGCUAAGAGGCAGGCACAACAGGAGCGUGAUGACCUGGCAGAUGAGCUGGCCAAUGGAAACAGUGGCAAGUCCGCUCUUCUAGAUGAAAAACGCCACUUGGAGGCAAGAAUUGCACAGCUGGAAGAGGAACUGGAUGAAGAGCAAAGCAACAUGGAACUCAUGAAUGACCGCUACCGUAAGCUCAGCAUGCAGGUGGAAACCAUCACCACUGAAUUGGCAGGGGAGCGCAGCUUUUCUCAGAAGACUGAAAAUGCCCGGCAACAGCUGGAGCGCCAGAACAAAGACUUGAGGGCCAAGUUAGGCGAGAUGGACUCAUCUGUGAAGUCCAAGUACAAGUUGGCCAUUGCAACUCUGGAGUCCAAGGUGGCCCAGCUAGAAGAACAGCUGGAACAGGAGUCCAGAGAGAGGAUGCUGUCAGGAAAACUUGUGAGGAGGGCAGAGAAGAAACUCAAGGAAGUGCUUCUGCAGGUUGAUGAAGAGAGGAGAAAUGCUGACCAGUAUAAAGAUCAGGUUGAAAAGGGCCACCUGCGCCUGAAACAGCUGAAGCGUCAGCUGGAGGAGGCGGAAGAAGAGGUCUCGCGGGCCAACACCAGCCGCCGCCGCAUGCAGCGUGAACUUGAGGAUGUCACCGAAUCAGCAGAAUCCAUGAAUCGCGAAGUCACCAGCCUGCGCAAUCGCCUCAGGCGCACACCUCUCAGCUUCACCAGCCGCACUGUCCGGCAGGUCUUCCGUCUUGACGGCGUCUCAGAUGAGGAGACUGAGGACCCCGAGAGCGACUCCCCAUCUACAAACCACCAGCCUUCCCAGCCCCUGGGGCCCUCCCAGGGCCAGUCACCAGUACCUGCUGCCGAAGAGCCUCCCCAGACUCAAUAAAUGGGAAGAGUCAGACUCCAGUUGGACGGGGUGGGAUACGAGAGGGACCCUACCCUUGCACAAUGUCUGACACCUCUAAAGAAAAGAAUACACUCCUCUUCUCUCCCUCCCUCCCUCUCUCCCUUCUUCCCACUUGCAAUCUUGGAUCUCCCAGCAAUUUCUUUGUAUCCAGCUGCACUUUAAUAUCAGUCACCCCUGAGGGGUGGAAAAUGAGGAGGGGAAGAGAAGGAAAAUGGGAGGUGGGGGCGGGGGCGUUGUUUCUGGAUUUUCACUCUGUCAUCCUUA